AUGGUCCGAAAUUAUAUUAAGAAAAAAGAAAAGAGCUAUUCAAAAGAAAAGCUUCUCGAGGCACUCGAGUUAGUUAAAAACAAAACGUUAAAUAGCUACGAGGCAGCAAAAAACUUUAAUAUUCCGAGAUCUACUAUAAUUUCGCAUUUAUAUGGCACACGUGGCCAGAAGCAGGUGAAUGCUGGAAUGAAGACAGUAUUUUCAAUUGAUAUUGAGUACAAGAUAGCUUCGUAUCUGCAUACUUUAGAAAAGUAUGGCUUUCCUCUAACUAAAAAGGAAGUUAAAACAUUGGUUUCGGAAUACGUUGUAAGAAAUGGGUGGAUAACUCCAUUUAAGGAUAAUAUUCCUGGAGAUGAUUGGUUUCAGCGCUUUUGCAAAAGAAAUAAUCUAUCAUUAAAAAAACCACAGUCAGUCGAAAUAGCUAGAAGGAAAGCUUGCAACCCGUUCACCGUAUAUGAAUACUUUGAUUUAUUGGAAAAUGCCAUAAAUGAUUUGGAUCUGGCCGAGAAACCUGAGUGCAUCUAUAAUCUAGAUGAAACCAGUUUUUGCAACGAUCCUUCCAAGAGUAAAGUGCUUGGCCAAAGAGGGUAUAGUUCUACUAGGACAACUAGCUCCCCCGGCCGUAAUAACACAACUGUCCUAUUGGCAACUAAUGCACGCGGCGAUAAAGUCCCACCACUCAUAAUUUUUCAAGGAAAAUACUUGUGGAACGAGUGGUGUUACAAAAAUGAUAGUGUGAAAACAGCAUACGCUGUAAGCCAAAAGGGCUGGAUGGAAACAUCAAUUUUCGAAAAAUAUUUUAAAAAUGUAUUUUUACCUGCGAUCGGAAAUGAGCGACCAGUUCUGCUAAUUUAUGAUGACCACUCCACACAUGUCGAUUUAAAAGUAAUCGAACUCGCCAUUUCCGAAAAUGUUACCAUUUUGAAGUUACCCCCCGCAUUCGUCACAUAUCCUUCAACCGCUAGAUCCAAUGGAUUUAAUAAAACAGGUAUUUAUCCCUUAAAUCGGCACGUGAUCCCAAAAGAAAAGUUUGAUCCCUUAACUUGGUCUAGAUGGGAGCAGUAUGUUCAAAGUCAAACAUGCGAGCAAGACAACUACGUCGAAGAUGUUAGUGAAGCCAUUCGAGCACCAUUUGAAAAAUUGGUCGACAUACCUCUUAAAAACGUUCCAACUCUCGUUAGAUUGGCACUUAAAACUUUAAACUCUCAACCAGACCAUAAAAGCCUUACAUAUUGUAAAGAUUCAAAACAAACGGAAAACAAGAUUCAAAAUAAAGAGAACAUGAUAAGUUACGAAAGACAACAACAGAAUAAUUCAAUACAAUAUCAUGAACAGAAUAAUAGAACUAAAAAAAAUGAAAUAAAUAAAAUACUAAGAGUUAAAAAAAGAAACAAGUACAGAAAUAAGAACCUAUGA
This is a messenger RNA of Parnassius apollo (apollo), 1416 nucleotides long. Lineage: Eukaryota; Metazoa; Arthropoda; Insecta; Lepidoptera; Papilionidae. The record is from the annotation of a GenBank genome assembly.